CUCGCAGCCUAGUAAGAAAAGAGAACCAGUGUCUGGAAGCAGGAUAGAUAAUACAAAAAAGUAAGUCCUGUAGAGUUUUGAAGAGAAUAAGUUUGUGAUUUAAGUUGUGUGGCGAUUUAAGGUGUUGUGCCAAUAUUUCCGAGAUUUAUCCCAAGGCUAUACAAUUGACCCAUUGAAUAUAUUGUAGGAAUACGAUGGGCUUGAAACUGAUAAUAAUGGUAGCUGUAGUGGGAGCAGCGGUUAUGUACUACCUAAAUGGGACCGCACCGCACGUUGUCUCACUGGAUCAGCUUGAACAGUAUUGGGGUCCUGGAGACGGUAAAAACUACAAGGAGGAUACAACAAUUAAACCUUUCAAAAUCAACUAUUCAAACGAGGUGAUUGACAAAUUGCGCGCAAAAUUAAAUGAUGUGCCAAAGUUUUCAAAACCACUGGAAGGAACUGCAUUUCAAUACGGAUUCAACAGCAACCGUCUCUUGGAGAUUAUAACCUAUUGGAAAACCAACUAUUUGGCAAAAUGGAACGAACGAGAGAAAUUUUUGAACCAAUUUCCACAGUUUAAAACCCAAAUCCAGGGUCUCGAUAUUCAUUUCAUUCACGUGAAACCAAAAGUACCAUCCGGGGUCAAAGUCCUGCCCCUGUUGUUGCUCCAUGGAUGGCCAGGAUCAGUGCGCGAGUUUUACGACAUAAUUCCAAUGUUAACUAGUAAAACGGAGGACAAAAACUAUGUGUUUGAAGUGAUUGUUCCCAGCUUACCUGGUUACGGAUGGUCCCAAGCAGCAUCCAAGCAAGGUUUAAGCACGUCUAAAAUUGCGGUUAUCAUGAAGAAACUAAUGACUCGCAUAGGACAUAAGCAUUUCUAUGUACAAGGUGGAGAUUGGGGUUCACUAAUUGGAAAUCAAAUUGCAACCUUCUUUCAGGAUAACGUACUGGGUGUUCAUCUCAAUAUGUGUGGUCUACAAAGUACCAGUGCCAUCAUGAAAACUUUCGUCGCCAGCUUUAUGCCAUCACUUUUCAUCGAGAACCAAUAUGUCGAUUUCUACUUUCCGGCUAUACCAAAGCUUAAGGAGAUCGUGAUUGAAUCUGGUUAUUUACAUUUGCAAGCCACCAAACCAGAUACAAUCGGAGCAGCUCUGGUUGGCAAUCCGAUAGGUCUGGCCGCCUACAUAUUGGAAAAGUUUUCCACCUGGACUAACCCGGCCUACCGGGAAUUGGCGGACGGUGGUCUCGAAAAGUAUUAUACACUGGAUAGUCUUCUAGAUAAUAUCAUGAUCUACUAUCUAACCGAUACAAUCACCACUUCACAGCGCAUCUAUUAUGAAACUUUCAGUAAUCACGAGAUGGCUCUGAAGUUUGAUAAUACACAAACGCAAGUGCCGGCCGCAUGCGCUAAAUUCAAGUACGAACUCGCUCAAACUAUUGACUGGGCAUUGCGAGAUCAUUUCAUCAACCUGGUGCAGAGUAAUCAUUUCCAGGACGGCGGUCAUUUUGCGGCUAUGCAGCUACCUGCUGUGCUUUACAAAGAUUUGGUACAGUUUGUUAACAAGGUUGAGAAAAAGACUAAGUGAUUCAGAAAUCAACAGGUCUGCAAAGUAGCACAGACCAAUUCGAGUUUUAACAAUUGCGGAUACUGUGUAUCGAUUUUGCUGUUUAUGUUGGAAAGUUGUAAAUAAAAGUUACCGCCAUA
Sabethes cyaneus is the source of this 1687-nucleotide messenger RNA. Its product is annotated as juvenile hormone epoxide hydrolase 1-like. The record is from RefSeq and is a predicted model, not a curated record. Bases 195 to 1568 code for a protein of 457 amino acids. Gene Ontology annotation, molecular function: epoxide hydrolase activity. The transcript has 3 exons. NCBI's taxonomy places the organism in Eukaryota, Metazoa, Arthropoda, Insecta, Diptera, Culicidae. Gene Ontology annotation, biological process: epoxide metabolic process.